CACGAGCCCGUGCCCAAAAACCAGUCCAAAGCUAAGCUGGGCAAACCUCUUUGACGAGAGACGACUGGACCCUGGCGUUCCUUCGUCUGAUCUCGUGAUUACUUGUGAUCAUUUUCUCUUUUGUGCCUGCCAGGCUUCUCGUGAGCCUCUCUCUCUCGCGACACCUGCUGGGACGACUCCUCCAUCAUCCUCUCCCGAAGCUGCGCGGCCGUGUUAUUAUACCUUCACGCACUUCAUCUGAUAUCCGCCAUGGACGUUUUUGCCCCAAAAGACGACCAAUGCGAUCGGCUUAAGACGCCCUCGUAUCUUGAGCUUGUCGUUUCUAUCGUCCUCUUACUCGGCAUUCUCGUGUCUUACCUCCCUCAGCAUUAUCGCAUUAUCUCCCGAGGCACCUCCGAAGGCAUCUCACCUUACUUUGUAUUGCUUGGAACCACUUCCGCUACUGCCGGUUUCGCCAAUAUCCUUACUGUCCCACCGUCUCGUGCUGCCAUAGGAUGCUGCAAAGAGCUCGGUAGAUUUGAGUGCGCCGCCGGUCUGCUCGGCGUUGCCCAGCUAGGCGCUCAAUGGGUUUGCUUCAGCCUCAUUCUUGUCCUUUUUCUCAUCUUCUUCAGAUAUAGAGAAGCCAAUGUUCCACCAGAGGAUCUUCGUGGCGAUGCACCUAGAUGGCAGACCGCUGUCAUGGUUGGACUACUCUGUGUCCUUCACGGCCUCAUUGUGGUUAUCCUGACGGGUGUCUUUUUCAUUGCUCUGCCCGAUCAUCUCGUUUUUUGGGCCAACUUCCUGGGAAUCAUGGCCACAGUUCUGGCCGCUAUCCAAUACGUGCCUCAGAUCUGGAUGACAUACCAUUUGAAACAUGUCGGCAGUCUGAGCAUCCCAAUGAUGUGCAUCCAGACGCCCGGUGGCUUCUUAUUCGCAGGAAGCCUUUUUGCCCGUCUGGGCUGGGAAGGAUGGAGCACAUGGUUCAUUUACUUGAUCACUGCAUCUAUGCAGGGAUCAGUCCUCUUCAUGGGCGUUUAUUACGAAUACAUGGCGCGGCAGCAUGGCGGUCAUGCCAACGGCCACAUCGACAGCGCACCACACUCACCUGUGCAAUACUCGAGCGCGCCCCGAAGGCCCCCGCCAGGCAGCAGGACCUAUUCUGAGGGCUGGGAGCGCGGUCUUCCAGGACCUUUCACCGGACACCCGGAGAGAUACGCGGAAACAGAGGAGGACCUGCAUGAUAUCCAAGAGAGAGAAGAGCGUGCUAUCGAGCGGGAGAGCCAACCGUUGUUAAAACCCGGCGGUAUUGGCAACCCUCACAGGACAUACGACGCCACCGCCGAACACUGAGGAAUUCACCUCUCUUACCUUACCUUAGACAACAAGACGAGUUCAGGGUCAACAGCGAGCAUGUGAUAUACCAUAAUUAUUUGAGGUAUUUUAUUGGUAUUUAGUGAUUACCUAGGAUUGCAUACUUUUUAGAAAUGUACAUUUUCUCCUUCUUCUCAGCCGAGACGUCCGAGUUU
Messenger RNA from Fusarium oxysporum Fo47, 1505 nucleotides. RefSeq names its product PQ-loop repeat-containing protein. NCBI's taxonomy places the organism in Eukaryota, Fungi, Ascomycota, Sordariomycetes, Hypocreales, Nectriaceae. The record is from RefSeq and is a predicted model, not a curated record. The transcript has 3 exons. Bases 250 to 1329 code for a protein of 359 amino acids.